Messenger RNA from Coffea arabica (coffee), 447 nucleotides. The record is from RefSeq and is a predicted model, not a curated record. Lineage: Eukaryota; Viridiplantae; Streptophyta; Magnoliopsida; Gentianales; Rubiaceae.
AUGAAUGGAGCAGUAGAGGCCGCAAAUAAGAACUUAAAGAAAAUAAUCUGUAAGAUGAUUGAGAGACACCGUGAUUGGCACGAAAAACUCCCUUAUGCAUUAAUGGCAUAUAGAACUGCUAUUCGAACUUCCACUGGGACAACUCCCUACAAUCUCAUGUACGGAAUAGAAGUAGUUUUGCCAGCUGAGGUUGAAAUCCCUUCUUUACGCAUUUUAAUAGAAGCCAAACUGGAUGAGGCUGAUUGGAUCAAACAAUGUCAUGAGCAGUUGUCUCUAAUCGAUGAGAAGAAGUUAAAUACCAUUUGUCAUGGUCAAUGUUAUCAAAAGAGGAUAGCCCGUGCUUACAAUAAGAAAGUCAGACCACGCAUAUUCAUGGAAGGAGAUACGGUGUUGAAACACAUUUUGCCAGUACAAGAGGAAGCUAAGGGGAAAUUUGCACCAAAUUAG